Messenger RNA from Mangifera indica (mango), 926 nucleotides. RefSeq lists its product as uncharacterized. Gene Ontology annotation, biological process: chromosome segregation. Bases 84 to 617 code for a protein of 177 amino acids. Lineage: Eukaryota; Viridiplantae; Streptophyta; Magnoliopsida; Sapindales; Anacardiaceae. Gene Ontology annotation, cellular component: MIS12/MIND type complex. The record is from RefSeq and is a predicted model, not a curated record. The transcript is spliced from 8 exons.
AUUUCAUUUUUGGCCCAGUGCAUUAUCCUCUCCCCUUUCUCGCGUCUUCUUCCACUUCGAGGCUGUGAACCGGUUUGUGAGACAUGGAGAAAAUGCACGGUUUCGUCGGGUCAAGACAAUCGGAUCUUAACAAGUCUUUCAAGCUCGCUGUUCGUUCUCUUCUCACAACCUGCUCCAAACAACAUUUCAGCAAAGCAUUCAGUAACUUUACUGUUUCUGAGCAAGAUUGCCUCCACCGUCUAUUUAUCCAGGUGAUUACUUCUUUGCAUGAAAACAUUGAGGAUGAGUUUCAGUCUUUAUGCCUCGAAACUCAGGUGGGAAACGCUCUUGAUACUGUGGAGCAACUUGUGGAAGAACAAAGUCUGGAUCUAUUAUCUUCUGAUAAGACAAAUAUUGUGGAUGUUACCUGUGAUCUGUCAAUGGCGAAAAAGAAUGAGAUCCGGUACUUGAUGCGUAUGUUGGAAAGGGUUGAAGAACAGAAUCGCCUGAGCCACGCACGUGUUGAACAACUGAAGAAAAGAACAGAAGACAUCUUAGGAAUGACAGAUGUUGUUGAGAAGUUUAGAAGUGGAAUUUCAAAUUAUGGGACAUGCAAUGGUGGGCUUCAUCAUCCAUGAUUGUUGGAGUGGAUGGAUCCUCAGAUGUAGUGACAAGCUGCUUUAUUGGUGAAUUUCACCGACAUAUGUAUCGAAAUAAAUAUCUCACUUUCUUUAGUGUGUACUUUCUGCUAUCCAAGUCAGAAUCCAUUCGUGCUAGCUGUGAUUAACCAUGUAUAGCCACUCUUUUAUGUUGUGGAACAUUUUUAUUGUGGCUCAACCAGAACUUUCUGUUUCUUUGUUGACAAUAGAAGCUGCGGAAUAUUCUUUGUUCUAUACUUAUUGUAAUAGCACUUCAUAUAUAUAAUUAAUGUUGCUUCGUUUUUGAAA